AAUGCUUACAACUUUAGGAUUUUUAACAAGUAUUUUACUACUAAUAAUACUAUUAAGAUACGUUUUAAUAACCGGAUGUGAUACUGGAUUUGGAAAUCUAUUGGCGAAACGUCUUGACAAUAAAGGAAUGAAUGUUAUAGCUACUUGCCUAACUGAAAAAGGAGCUAAAGAUUUAUCGUUAUCCUCUUCAAAUAGAUUGACAACUUUCAUUCUGAAUGUAACGAAUGACGAUGAAAUUGAACAACUUAGGGAAUUUGUUAGUCAAAAAGUUGGUGAAAAUGGUCUAUACGCUUUAGUGAAUAAUGCUGGAAUUAUUGGACACAAUCUUGGUUCGCCGGAGACGAUUCUACCGCAUAAAGUUAGGGAAGUUUUAAACGUUAAUGCGGUUGCUCCAGCAAUAAUGUCAUUUAAAUUUCUCCAUUUGUUACAUAUGGCGAAUGGUAGAAUUAUUAACAUGUCAUCCCUUGCUGGACGGAUACAAAAUAAGAUUCUUUUAUAUGCAAUGUCGAAAUUUUGUCUAUCAGGCCUAUCAAGUUGUUUAGGGCUUAUAUUGAAAACUCAUGGCUGGAAUAUUUCUGUUCAUGUAAUUGAACCAGGAAUGUAUAGGACUAGUCUAUUAAGUGCUGAUGAUACUAGAAAACGGGUUUUUGACAGUUACGAUAGAGCUUCGAAAUUUACAAAGGAUACAUUCAAAACUAGAGAGAACUAUGUUGAAAAAUCGAUACAUAGAUUGAAAAGCAAUACUCACGAAGUAAUUGAUGCAUAUGAGAAUGCAAUCUUAUCAAUAUGGCCUAAAAAUCGUUAUACAGUUGGAUUAUUUGAGAAAUAUGUUAUAAUUCCACUAACUUAUCUCCCAACAACAAUUUCAGACAUUCUUGUAGCAAAAGAUUAA
This is a messenger RNA of Dimorphilus gyrociliatus, 892 nucleotides long. The record is from the annotation of a GenBank genome assembly. Lineage: Eukaryota; Metazoa; Annelida; Polychaeta; Dinophilidae.